This is a messenger RNA of Dromiciops gliroides (monito del monte), 3017 nucleotides long. It is a transcript of the gene C2H10orf90, whose product is annotated as chromosome 2 C10orf90 homolog. Bases 3 to 2132 code for a protein of 709 amino acids. Gene Ontology annotation, biological process: regulation of centriole replication. Gene Ontology annotation, cellular component: centrosome; centriole; cytosol. The record is from RefSeq and is a predicted model, not a curated record. The transcript has 9 exons. NCBI's taxonomy places the organism in Eukaryota, Metazoa, Chordata, Mammalia, Microbiotheria, Microbiotheriidae.
UCAUGCAGCACUCUGGAAUUUCUGCACAAACUUGUCAUGCGAGGUAUGCCUCCAGCUAUGUGGAAACAGCGGCCGAGAAGACGUUCCAAAUUAAGACCUAUAGUACGGAGUUGAAAAAGCAUGUGAUGGUCAUGGAUUUUGUGAAGAGCAACUGGUUCCCAUCACAGAAAAGAGCCAAGGUAUGCAUCAUUCACAUGUGCCAGGGAAUGAAGACAAAUGAAAAGAUGAACAGCAAAUAUGAGAUCCACAGUCGACUGUUCUCAUCACCUAAAGAGCACUCAGCAUGGGAAAGAAACACACGACUCACAUACACAGGACUACAGUCAAGCCCAUACAAUGAAAGCAAUCAGCUUUCACUUAGAGACCUGCAGUCUGAGGUUGCAGAGAAGGAAUCUGACUUUGCCAAGGAGACUCUGGCGUCCCAGAAAACAAGGAUGAUUUCAUCCCUCCUCAUGUCCCAGCUGAUUGAUGAGCGUCGAUUGCAGAAGAAUGCCUUGCCAGGCCAGUGCAUGAUGGUUCAGCCUGAGAUUCAUCCCAUGAACCAGGCCUUGGCUGGGCACAGUCCAACUCCCAUAGACCAAGCCUUCUCCUUGCGUCCUGGCACCAUGGGAAUCCACACAGCCUCCAAGAAGGCUGGCUCUGGAACUAAGCUGCCUCCCCAAGAGGAGAAUCAGGAUUCUGACCCAAGAAAAGGGUUCUCCUCCAUCACCAUCACAGCCAGACGAGUUGUUCCUCCGGCCAGUACCCAGAUGUGGAGUCCUGCUGUUGACCCCGUGUGCUCCAAGUGGGGGGCCAAGGACAGACUCGUGGACCAGACAGCUUUGGCCCACAGGCAGGAGCCAGGUCCUCACCACCAACUCUUACAUGGUCGGGAAGGCUCCACAAAUGGCUUGGCAACUCCAUUCAAGGCUUCUGGACCUCCCAGGCAGCUGUGUGAAGGUCAUCCGUGCUGGAUUUUGAACCCUGAAAAUAAAGAGAAUGCGAUGAUGCCCCCGGCCAUCCCAAGUCACGGGGAGAAAGUCCCCCUCCUGUUUAGCUCCUGCGUUCACCUGCGCCUGUCUCAGCCGUGUUCCAACACUGUCCAUUACUUAGACAGAUCUCUUUCCAUACCUCUCGACCAACCUUCCAUCAGCGGCUCCAAAAUGCACAGAUCCGUUCUGUCCCUCAACCUGAACUGUAGUUCUCACGGAUUAACACCAGAUGGAGUAGAUCGCAUGGCUAAUACCGAGGAGGCCAUGGGAGACAAUCCACCGAGCCAGAAGUAUGCAGAGCAAAACGAGACCAGGGCCCAACCGGCUUGGGACACAGGCUUCCAAGAGAGCCCUGCAAAGGAAAACCCGCCUUGGCACAGAAUAGCUUCAGGGAAUCCCCCGUGUCCCUGGAGCAGCUCGCCUCCCCUGGGAAGCCCAGAGUUCUGUGACGCCGGCAGAGGAACAAAUCACCUAACAGUAGGGAAGAUGAAAGGAGACAGUCUGGCCAUGUACCACACCAUUAGCCACCCCAAUCAGCUGUCCAUUCACAUCCCAGGCUGGAGCUAUGCAGCAGGGGACUAUAGAUGCUGUGACCUGGUGGUGAAGCUCAAAGAGCGUCAGAGCCCCAGCAAAGAAAGGGGGACGGUCCCAGAAUGCCCAGCAGCCCCCUCAGAGCCCAUGAGCCCGGAGAAUCCAGACAGCCCCCCGACACCAGAGCAGGAUGAGUGCCCUGAGCCAGAGAUCAGCGUCUUUCCUGCCCACUCCCUGACCCUGAGGGAAGCUCUCGAGGUGCACAGACCUCAGUUUAUCUCUCGUUCGCAAGAGCGGCUGAGAAAACUCGAAAGCAUGGCCCAGCAGAGGAAAGCCCAACAUGGUGAAAGCCCCAGGAAGAAAGCAAGUCCCCUGCCCCUCCGCGCGCCCAAGAAGAAGCAGUGCACCGUCCCUCAUCCUCUCAGCGAUAACCUGUUCAAGCCGAAGGAGAGGUGCAUUUCAGAGAAGGAGAUGCAUAUGAGAUCUAAAAGAAUCUAUAAUAACUUGCCUGAAGUGAAAAAGAAGAAGGAAGAACAAAAGAAAAGGGUGAUUUUACAAAGUAAUCGACUACGCGCUGAAGUCUUUAAAAAGCAACUACUGGAUCAGAUCCUUCAGAGGAACACAGACUGACCUGCAAACCUGUACCUGCAACUCCAGGGAUCUUGGAUGACCUAAAGUACUGCAUAGCCAAUUAAAGUUAGCCUUAUCUUCAUCACCCCAAACCCUGAUAUAACCUAGGGAUUUUUCAUCGCCUGAAGAAACUUCCCCUGAUAUACAAAGUGAGCAACAGCACAGGCACCCAGAGGAGCCACCAAUACAGUGAGAUAUCCCACAUGCGCCCUGAGGUGCGUAGUCUAUCUUUCCCUUGGAGUGUCACUGUUUGCUCAUGCUUUUCUCCCCAUUCUAACCCAGGAAGAUGUUAUGAUCUUUCUGGUGCAUAAAAAAUACAGGGGGCCUCGGUUUUUUGUCUGAGUUAUUUUCAUUAACUUCUUAGGAAUUAAUGUCCUUUCUUAGAAGCAAUGCCUUCCUCCUGCCCCCUCCCCAGUCUCACUUCCUCCAUCCUAAACCUGCUCCUUCCUAGCCAUGUUUAGGAACCCUUCAGAGUAGCCUGAUUACAGAAUGACAGCAGCAGCAGCAGAGAUUUUCAAGGUGGGCUGGAAUGGUCCCGGGGAGCAGCCUGAUCUAGUUGGUUAGGCAGGGCUGAGCUGAGCUCAGGACCCUAGAGGUAACAUUUCACUGACAAUGCAUCCUCCCUAUUAUGCCUUAUCAUUUUCCUCUGUCAUUAUGAGAUACCUUAGUUGGAGCAAGUAUCAAUUUUGACAGAAGAUCAGUGGACAGAAAUAGGCUAGGUUCAGCUGUGGGCAAACCCAGUGGUUUCUACUCCCAAAACCUUUCUGUUUUCAAAAAAGGCUACUGACAGAAUUGUAAUAUUGUCCUUCCAGACUUUUACAGUUUCCAUUAUUUAUACGUGUAUAUUUUGGAAGUUAUAAGGGAAACUAGUUUUUACAACAAAAU